Frankliniella occidentalis (western flower thrips) is the source of this 2450-nucleotide messenger RNA. Its product is annotated as low-density lipoprotein receptor-related protein 12. The transcript has 11 exons. The record is from RefSeq and is a predicted model, not a curated record. NCBI's taxonomy places the organism in Eukaryota, Metazoa, Arthropoda, Insecta, Thysanoptera, Thripidae. Gene Ontology annotation, molecular function: protein binding; chitin binding. Gene Ontology annotation, cellular component: extracellular region; plasma membrane. Bases 75 to 2348 code for a protein of 757 amino acids.
UUAGUCUUUGGCCUAUAAAAGGGGAUGCCAAAGACAAGGAUUAUUCUAUUCUGUAAGUUCGAUUCAAGAACGAAAUGGUCGCCCCCUGGAAUUUAGUGUUGGGGUCAAUCGUUCUGUUUCUAAGUCAGACAGCGUUUGCAGAGACAUGCGGAACCAACUUAACCGCAAAUUCGGGAUCCAUCAUCUCCCCAGGAUUUCCAUCAGAUUAUGACAACAAUCUGGAUUGUGAUUGGUACAUCAACGCUCAAGGUGCUAUUUCUUUUUACAUCUCGUCCGCUGCAUUCGUAACAGAGACUUGCUGCGACAAGCUUACAGUUUCUAUCGUUCACAAUGACUUAACUGAGACAACUAUCUUAGUGACUAGCGGAAAUGCUCCGUUCAAAAGACCUUUCCUGAUAGGACAAGGUGACGUUGUACGCAUUCACUUUCAUACGGAUUCUAGCGUUACCCGUUCUGGAUUUCGUCUCAUCUACAAAGCGAUAGCAACAUGCCCUGAGUCUUGGAGCUACUUCCAAUGCAACGAUGGUGCCUGUGGUGCACCCUCUUCUAUUACCUGCGAUGGUGUUAACGACUGCCACGACGGCUCUGAUGAGUGGGGAACGAUCUGCCCAGGUCACGGGUUAUGUGGAAGUAACAUCACUGCUCAGGACGGCACGUUUACGUCACCAGGAUGGCCCAUAUCAUAUGGUGACUUUUUAUCCUGUGACUGGUUUAUUCAUCCAGAUGUGUCCACCUCGUUCUACAUGAAAUCUCUUGUCUUUAAUACAGCGGUCAAUUCUGUUUUGUCAGUUUCUGUCCUAUCCAAUGACAGUUUCAAGGAGAGAAAUGAAUCAGUGACACGGAUGAACGAAGUGGUGCAUGAUGCUUUCCGAAUUGAAAAGGGAGACGUAGUGCACGUCCGCUUUACCACAAAUGACACAACAGUUGCAUCAAAAAGAUUCCAACUCGCGUUUGUUGCUAAAGAUACGUGCCCUGAUUCUUCGACAUAUUUCCAAUGCCACGAUGGCUCAUGUGUUUACGCAUCGUGGACCUGUGAUGGUAUAAACGACUGCAGUGACGGUUCCGAUGAGCUCGGUUCAACAUGCAUUGAUGGGUGCAGAGAGGCGUCAUUGGUUCAUUGUGCCAAUUUUCAAUGUGUUCAGGGCCGUCUUUGCGACCGUUCUGUAGACUGCAGCGAUGCGUCUGAUGAGGUAGAUGGCUGCGCUGUUGCAGAUGAGAUAGCAGUUGGCGAUAUACUGGAGGCAACCGUUAACUUCGAAACCGGCAUGACAUCAAUUAAUAUAGCACUGUGCGGUAACGAUUCGUGCGAAGCAAUUACCUUAGUUGGCUUCUCUACCAGGGAAUUGGCAUUGGCAUACGAGAGCUAUAGCCAAUGCAACAGUUUGGGAGUAACGUGUGACGCUUCGAGUCUUUCUAUCUGGGACUAUCCCAGUGGAUUCCAGGGUUUUACUGCAUCAUUAUACAAUUUCCGUGUCACAGCCCGAGUAGACUCUUUGUCAGUAGGGUUAGUAAACGCCGACGACUCCAAGGACGCCAUUCUACCUAUUGCGUCCUACAGCGGAAAGAGGCUUCUAAUAUCCCCAAAGGCUAUUACGACAUGGAUAAAUGGAUCCACAACAACUGCGGAGUCUUCUACAUCUACUUCUUCACCUACUACUGACUGGGCGCCGACUACAACUCCUCCGGCAACCGAUUUAUCAUCUUUGCCCACACACGCCUUGUCUUCAACCGCAAUCACCCCAUCUUCUGCAACUUCGACCACAAGCGCGCCAUCUCGUGCAACCUCGAUCACUAGUGCACCAUCAACCACAACCCCAACUAUCACCACAACCACACCACCUACCAUCACAACACGAGUCUUCACCACCACGAUACCCACAUCUUCCAAAACAACAGCCACUGCGACCACAUUUCCCGUCACGUCCACGGCUGGCCCGACCAGACUUACCAGCAGCACAACGCCCACCACUCCCCUUUCGCCGACAACCAUCCACCCCGGCCCAGUGCCAAACGCCACCACAUCCAUCACCCCAACGCGAGGCCCCUUGUCGUCAACUGAACCAACCUCUUUCCCUUCAGCCCCGACUACGCUCGGACCUGUAAGUCCCAGUCCCACGACAGAAGCACCGCCCUCCUCCUGGCCACCUGCGCCUGCACCAUCAGACUGUCCUACGGACUUUCCACUGUCUUUCCAGUACUUGCUGAUACCCGUAACGGGUCGCUGUCAGUCAUACGUCAUAUGCUUUGAUGGUUGGGGUCAGUCCAUGAAAUGUCCCGGGCCGCUGACAUUCAGUUACGUCGAACAGAAGUGUGUUUGGUCAUGGGACUUCAAUUGCCGUAGUUCUUAAUACGAUGCGGAGGGUUGAACGUCAAAAUAAUUCAUCGUGACGCAUUGUUUUUAUCGUUGCGUUACCCGUUCUCAACAAAUAAAUCAUGAGAGUCGUUCAUAA